Messenger RNA from Anguilla anguilla (European eel), 3674 nucleotides. RefSeq names its product regulating synaptic membrane exocytosis protein 2-like. Lineage: Eukaryota; Metazoa; Chordata; Actinopteri; Anguilliformes; Anguillidae. The record is from RefSeq and is a predicted model, not a curated record. Gene Ontology annotation, molecular function: transmembrane transporter binding; small GTPase binding. Gene Ontology annotation, cellular component: cytoskeleton of presynaptic active zone; presynaptic membrane. Gene Ontology annotation, biological process: calcium ion-regulated exocytosis of neurotransmitter; regulation of membrane potential; regulation of synaptic plasticity. The transcript is spliced from 6 exons. Bases 380 to 1240 code for a protein of 286 amino acids.
UGAGCAGAGGAGACAGAGACAAACAGACUGCGCUGCGCUAGCACUCAGCACAAGCACAGAGAGCUAGACUGCGUUACCACCUGGCACAGGCACCGAGAGCUAGACUGCGUUACCACCUAGCACAGAUACAGAGAAGCAGGCUGGAAUAGCACCUCGCACAGACAGAGACCACAGAGCAAGACAUUCGCAAGCCUGCAGCAGACCUCCCCAGCUCCGCAGACGGAAAGCUCCGGAAGGCUCCGCAGAGACAGCUUCCUGCCCGAUCUUGUGACUGACUGUCUCGCUCCGAGCCGACGGGAAGCCGCAUCCCUGAGACGUUGCGGGUCCCCGCAGCCGGCCGUCCGUCACCGAGCGCGUGCAGAGGCCCAGAGGGCACAGGAUGGGCAGGCAGGGGCACGACGCGGCGAACGCCGCCGCCACCCCCGGCGUGCGCAUGCACCGCUCGCAGAGCCGCAUGAGCCUGUCGGCCUCCUUCGAGGCCCUGGCCGUCUACUUCCCCUGCAUGAACUCCUUCGAGGAGGACGACGGAGCAGGGGGAAAGAAGCUGCGCAGUACAGUGCAGAGGAGCACAGAGACCGGGCUCGCCGUGGAGAUGAGGAGCCGGAUGACACGGCAGGCGAGCCGGGAGUCCACCGACGGCAGCAUGAACAGCUACAGCUCGGAGGGAAACCUCAUCUUCCCUAGUGUGCGGCUCUCGUCUGACAGCCAGUUCAGCGACUUCCUGGAUGGGUUAGGCCCCGCCCAACUCGUCGGUAGACAGACGCUAGCCACACCUCCAAUGGGUGACAUCCAAAUUGGAAUGGUGGACAAGAAGGGAUCCCUGGAGGUGGAGGUCAUCCGAGCCCGUGGUCUUGUGGGAAAGCCAAGUUCAAAGGCACUGCCAGCACCCUAUGUGAAAGUGUACCUGUUGGACAAUGGAGCCUGUGUAGCCAAAAAGAAAACUAAAGUAGCAAGAAAAACCCUGGACCCCCUCUACCAGCAGCAGUUGUCGUUUGAGGAGAGUCCGACAGGAAAAGUGUUACAGAUCAUUGUCUGGGGAGACUAUGGACGCAUGGACCACAAAUCCUUUAUGGGAGCUGUUCAGAUACUAUUAGAUGAUCUAGACUUGUCCAACAUGGUGAUUGGCUGGUUCAAACUCUUCCCCCCUUCCUCAUUGGUGGACCCAACCCUGGCACCUUUAACUAGAAGAGCUUCCCAAUCCUCGUUGGAUAGUUCCUCGGGACCUUGCGCUCGAUCGUAGCACUGCAAGGGACAAGUAGCGUUGUCGUAGCAACCAGCAUCGGAGUCAACGGUCUCAACAAGUCACGCCCCGGUUCCACUGCAUGCUUGAUGUUGUGUCUUCUGAGCCGGUUACUAGGGGAACGAGGUGCGGGCCCGGCGCUGCCGGCCGACGCCGCACUCAGACAGAGCCCCUGUGAGCGCGAGCCGGGCGCGGGAAGAACUCACUGCAGCGCCCGGAACUCCGCGGUACUCCGUUUCCAUCCAAACUCGAAGCCAUGGAGAAAAAAAGAGAAAAUAACAGAGAACCGAUCGAUGAGUUCUACAGAAACCCUUUUAAAAAAAAUUGAAAAGUCAUUGUUUUUUGUUUGUUUUUUUUUUUGUUUUUUUGUUUGUUUCGUUUUGUUUGUUGUUGAUAUUCCUGUUGUACCCAAUGGGGUGACAAUGUUUCUUACCAGAUGCUUGGUAACGCCAUGCCAACAAGCCCAGCUGUGAGCCACAGGGACUAUUGUCAGCAGCCGAGGGACGAUCUGGGUCGGGAUGGGCUAACCGACACCCAGAUGAGCCUAACCCUCCUCUACCCCUACAUAUGCAUUAUGUACUCAGAGUUAAAGCUGAUCUUGAGAGACUAUUCAAAGUUUUUAAAAAAUGGCAAUACAGAUGUGGCUAUCGUCCAGGAUCCAGUAUACAUUAGAACCCACACCAACUAAAUGAACUUUUGUGAUCUGAUAGAAUUAUUUCUCUGUUCAUACCUUCUGUGAAAUUGAAAAGAAAAAAGAAAAACAAAGGAUUUUUUGCAUGGACACAAAUUUAGCUGAACUGAAAAAGUAUAUUUAAAAAAUUAUUUUCUUGAGGCUGCAACUUGCAACAAAAAGAAAAAAGACCAGAUCAGCCAUUUUCAACGAUUUAUAUUAUUUUUAAAGAUAAAUUUCACUAAUGCAUGGUUUUCAAGGGGAGUGAAUGCAAGGGUGUGAUUAAAAAAAAUAAACUAUGAUUUACCAUCCUUUAGACAAUUCAUUCGCCUGUAUUUUUACAGAUGUUCAGAAAAGGGAAACUAAAAAAAAAAACUUGCAUAUAUUGAAGAGAAAAGAUGUUUAUGUGACAAAGAGAGGAUAAAUUAAAUGUAAAGUAUUUAUUUCAUUGUAAAGGCGAAAGCCUUAUGAAGAUAAACAUUAUGUGCAAAUUGUACACUCCUCUCUCUCCUCCAUCCCAGGGUGACUGUUGAACUAAUCAUUGCCAUUGUUGUCGGAUCCUCCGGAAUGUGUCCAGAUGUUUCAGGACUGUAGAUUAUGUUACAGCCCUGUAUUACACAAUAUUACUUUGGGAUAUGAUUUGUUUUACAAGCAUGUUGAAAGUUCUUUUCUUUUUGUUUUGUUUUGUUUUCCUUUUUUGCAACAUGGCUUGGACACACUUCCAGUAACUCAGCAUGUUUUGAUAGAGAAGAUAUUUGGAAUUUUUGCAGUUUCUUGUACAGUGCAUGUAAACUAAGUUGCUUUUCUCCCUCACCUCGAAUUGAACUCCACAGAGAAUCAGUGGCUGAGCUUUCAUGGCCAACCAUGCAAACAUUUGACGAAAACAUUCCACCUCCCAGAUUUGCGGUUUCUUUCCGAUUAACAAUUGAAGAACUAAAGUAAAAGUUUUGUAUUUAAUGGAGGUUGACUAGAAAAAAUACUUAAAGUUGCAAGUAUAUUUUAUUUUAAUAUUGUUAUAAAGAAAAAAAAAAUCCAAAAUGGAUUACAUCAGUUGGUAUAGCAAGAUGAAAUAUACCAGGCCAAGCCACAGCAGAGGCUAGUUCUGUAAUGGACUCGACAUUUGCUGUGAAGAUCAUUUUUACAGGCACUGUUUGUGAAACUUGGAAUGCAUCACAUGGUAUUUGGAAACCGCGAAUUGCCACACAACAUGGAUUUUUAAUUGUUUCCUGUUUUGAGAAAAUAAAAUUAAUUUGCUAUAUUUGAUUAGUUUAUUUAAAAGCAAACACCAACCAUAAAAUAAGAAAACUGUAAUAAAUGUGAUUUUAUUUUUUCCUUUUUUUUUUUUUUUUUUUUUUAGUAAUUAUUGCUUCUCAAAAUGGGGAGUAUAUGAAUUUAAAAGUAAUUAAAAUAUUUUCAUUAAAAUAUUAAAAUUGUGAGACAUGAUUCCUCUUCCUUAGAGAAAAAAAAUGUUUUAUCUUGUAGAGGUAUGCACUGGACUUUUUGCAACAAGUUCCAUAUUUAAUUUUGCAUUGUACAUACCAACUGAUAGGACUGACAUAAUUUUAAUAUACAGUACAUAGCUUGUUCUGGAAAAGGAGUCAUACCUCACAUGACAGACAGGUGUUAUUUACCCUUUUGAAUGCCUUUUCUUUUUUGGUGCAAUGUGUUCCUGCCAAGGCUAUGUCUUGGGACAGUAUGGUUGAGUACAGAGAUUUAUGUAAGUUAUUUUUCAAAUUAAAAAUAAAAAACUGGAUAUUACACAAA